This is a messenger RNA of Lottia gigantea (owl limpet), 1092 nucleotides long. RefSeq lists its product as hypothetical. The coding region runs from base 88 to 1092 and encodes 334 amino acids. The record is from RefSeq and is a predicted model, not a curated record. Gene Ontology annotation, cellular component: plasma membrane. Gene Ontology annotation, molecular function: calcium channel regulator activity; GTP binding; GTPase activity. The transcript is spliced from 4 exons. NCBI's taxonomy places the organism in Eukaryota, Metazoa, Mollusca, Gastropoda, Lottiidae.
GACAAUGAGCGUUCACUUAUAGACGAUUUUAAAUUCAAGAUUUUUUAUCUGUUUACCAUUUUAUAGUUCACUUAGUGCCUAAUCAAAAUGCCAGAGUUUUUAAAUAUUUCUCCAGCAAGAGUGGUAGCCUCAGCACCUCAUUCCAGAUCUGGAUCGUUCAAAUCAUCAUCAUUGGACGUGAUUCAAACAAGACAAAGAACUAACAGUAUGCCGACCUGUGCAGUGGAACAUGUCCAAGUAAACAAGCAAUCGGUGAUUCCAACAUUUUGCAGAGUGCGGUCUUUCAAAACUACAUCGAAGGGUGUAGUGGAAAAUCGUGGUGAUUGUUUAAAAGAAUGUGGUAGUAAUAAUUUGAUGUCUUCUGGGAAUACAGUCACUGAUCGUAUACCACCUCCAUCAUACACCACUACAGAUUGUGAUGACCAUACCAGUCGUCCUGUCUCUUGGGCUCCCUCUUACUUCACUGUUGCAAUGAUUGGUAGUUCUGGUGUUGGAAAGUCCAGUUUGUCCAGACAGUUUCUUACAUCUGAUUAUGUUGGUUAUGAUAAUAUCAACGUUGAAAAUGAUGAAGGAAAUAAAACGGUAUCUGUGAUUUUGAAUGGUGAGGAAUCCAUUAUGGAAUUUGUGGAAAAUCAAGAGAUUUCGGAAAUAGAAAACUCCCAAAUUGAUGCUUUUAUUGUGGCCUUCUCAAUCACCGACUAUUCUUCGUAUAUGCUUGCAACGAACAUUGUCCAGAAUCUACGAAUUAACAUGGGAACAGACCGAGCCAUUAUAUUGGUAGCUAAUAAAAUAGAUCUAGUCAGACAACGAAAAGUUAAUGCAAAUGUUGCCCGUACAUUUGCUGAUAAAUAUGAAUGUGGUUACUUAGAAACAUCAGCAGUAUUAAACCACCACGUUGAUGAACUACUUGUUUCCAGUUUACAGCAGAUUCGACAAAAACUGAGUCCUCCAUCUCAAACUACUUCCCGCCAUUCCAAUAAAUCUUGUUCAAAUAAGAAAUCAUCACCAAAGAAAGUCAUGGCAUUCGUCAGCAAAUUCCUUCAUCUGCAUUCUCAGAAAUCCCGAUCCUGCAAUAACAUAAUGGUCUUUUAA